This is a messenger RNA of Nerophis ophidion (straightnose pipefish), 2170 nucleotides long. RefSeq names its product oocyte zinc finger protein XlCOF8.4-like. Bases 345 to 1691 code for a protein of 448 amino acids. The transcript is spliced from 2 exons. The record is from RefSeq and is a predicted model, not a curated record. Lineage: Eukaryota; Metazoa; Chordata; Actinopteri; Syngnathiformes; Syngnathidae. Gene Ontology annotation, biological process: regulation of DNA-templated transcription. Gene Ontology annotation, molecular function: RNA polymerase II cis-regulatory region sequence-specific DNA binding; DNA-binding transcription factor activity, RNA polymerase II-specific.
UCCCAGCUUCCGGGGAAAACGGAAAGCAGCAGAACAGGAGGAAGGAGUGUGCAGGACGCUAAUAAGUCAGUCUUAUUAUUUGUUAUCCAGUUUAUAAUAUUUACGGCGUAUGAAAUACAUAUGUGAUUCUUUAUUUAAGGAUAAAGUGGUCUGGAUGCGCUAGAAGCACUGUGCCGCUUCUCGUGCUAUCUUUGCUUGAUAGUUAGCUUAGCUCGCUAGUUAGCUUAGCUUGUUAGCUGCUAACAGAAGACACAGAAGUUAUCAACACAUCGCUAAGUAGAGAUCAAGUGUGAGAGUAAAGUGUUGUGAUUGUGUGAAAAUGUGCCACAGAAGGAUAGCAAAGUAUGAGGAGGAACUUUGUCCAACAAAAGAGGAGAAGGAGCGACAACAUCAACUACUGGACGCUGUUUUCAAGAAACAUCAAGUUGUGUUACACAGAACAGACAUCGAUGAAGAACAUCGUCCUCGUGAGCAGGAGGAGGAACCACAGUCCCCCCACAUACACGAGGAAGAAGAGGUACCAAAUUCCCAACACAUCAAAGAGGGAGGAGAGGAACCACAGCCCCCCCCACAUUAAAGAGGAAGGCGAGACGCCACAGAUCCAUAAUGUUAAACUGACCCUUCACAUUAAAGGGCAAGCGGAGGACCCACUGAUCUUACACAUCAAAAAGGAAGAGGAGGACCUACUGACCCCUUACUUUAAGGAACAAGAGAACCUGCUGACCCCUCACAUUAAAAAGGAAAAGGUGGACCUACUGACCCCUUACUUUAAGGAACAAGAGAACCUGCUGACCCCUCACAUUAAAAAGGAAAAGGUGGACCCACAGACCCUCUACUUUAAAGAGGAAGAAGAGGACCAAGAGCCGCCGCACAUUAAAGAGGAAGAGGAGGAAGAGGGCAUCAGUCAGCCUAAAUGGUUGGAGGAGUUCCCAGUGACUGGUGUCCCUGUGAAGAGUGAAGAUGAUGAGGUGAAAGGUGAAAGUGAGGAGAGGGGAGGGGGGGAGCCUCCAAGCAGCAGCUCAACACAACACAUGACAACAGAAGCUGAUGGAGACCACUGUGGAGGAUCACAAGCAGACAAGCUCUUAGCUCCACUAUCAGAUAGUGAGGACACAACGUCACACUCUCCUGACACUGAUGAUGAAGACUCUAAAGAUGAUAAGACAUGUCACACUGACAACACUCACUUCACAUCUUCUCACUCUCACAAAACUUUUAAAUACCAUUGUCAUCUGAAAACACACAAUAGAACACACACUGGAGAAAAACCUUUUUCUUGUUCAAUUUGUGGUAAAAGUUUUACACAAAGUCAAGAUGUGAAAGUACACAUGAGAACACAUACCGGAGAAAAACCUUAUGUCUGUUCAAUCUGUAGUAAAAGUUUUGUACAAAGAAUCACUUUGAAAGUACACAUGAGAACACACACUGGUGAAAAACCUGUUUCCUGUUCAACCUGUGGUAAAGGUUUUACACGAAGUCAGAGUUUGAAAAGACACAUGAGAACACACACUGGUGAAAAACCUUUUUCCUGUUCAAUCUGUCGUAAAGGUUUUACACGAAGUCAGAGUUUGAAAAGACACAUGACAACACACACUGGUGAAAAAUCACAUUCCUGUUCAAUCUGCAACAGAAGCUUUUGUGACCGAUCAAGGCUUCUAGCCAGUCUCCAUGGGGCCCUAAGCAACAUUUGAUUUUGGGGCCCUCUAUUUCUGCCAAUAAUAUUGAUUGUUGAUCAUUCACACACCUACUAUAAAGUCAUUGCGGCUCUGGCAGUGUUUACAUGAUCCUAUUGUCAGCCUGGCAUGUCUUUACAAAUGACAUGUCAUUUAUAAAGAUAUGGGGGUGGCCCAGCUAAGAACAUAAAUAAUACCAAUGAAUGAAGGAAUGAUGUCCAGAGUGCCAUAUAUACUUCCUAAUUUUAAAAUGUAGAAAACAUUCAGCUACAAGAGUGGCCUGGGGUUGAACAGUCCAAGUGAUAAAGCUUUGUAUUUACAGUAAAAGUGUCAUCUUGUCUCAUCAGUCUUGUACAUAUUAGUCUUUAAUUACUAGUUUAUAGUUUUAGUUAAUUGUUCAUAUUUCAUGUUUACUUUGUAUAAAGAGAGCGCAGUCUACUGAAGUUAAAUUCCAUGUGUGUUAAACAUAAUAGGACAAUAAAGGUGAUUCUGAUUCA